GUGAUAACCCUGGAAGGCUGGGUGGACAUCAUGUACUACGUUAUGGAUGCUCACUCCUUCUACAAUUUUAUAUAUUUUAUAUUCCUCAUCAUAGUGGGCUCUUUCUUCAUGAUCAACCUGUGCCUGGUAGUCAUAGCGACCCAGUUUGCGGAGACGAAGCAGCGUGAGAACGCGUUGAUGCGCGAGCAGCGAGCGCGUUACAUGUCCAACGACAGUACUCUGGCCAGCUACAGCGAACCGGGAUCCUGCUACGAAGAGAUGCUGAGAUACGUUUCACACCUCUACCGUAAACUGACCCGACGAGUACAACGCAUGUACACUACCUGGCACAGUAAGCGUCGUAAGAAGGUAAACCCUAACGGAGGAGGAAGUGGUCCGGGGGUCGGCCGCAGAACGUCCGGACACGCCCCCUGGCUCCGCCCCGUACACAACCUGCUGCAACAUCACCAGCGCCACCACUGUCGGCACAGCAACGGAGGACACCCCCCCGUAGCAACAGGUGGGGAGGAGCUGGAGAUGAGGUCACUUCCUGUCCUGGGUCGUGACCCCUCUGUGACCCCUGGGCUGGGGUCGUCUCUUCUGGGUCGUCUGAACGGAGGGAUGAACUACCCCACCAUCCUGCCCUCCUUCGUCUGCAGCUACCGCAGCUUCACCCCCAAGCCCCUCCCCACACAGCAUCACAUCCCCACACACCCCCACAACCCCCUCCCCACGAACCUCCACAGCCCCCUCCCCACAUACCUCCACGGCCCCCAACCCACACAACCCCACAUACCCCUCCCCACACAGCCCCAGAGGCCACUCCCCACACAGCCCUCGCCCCUCUCAGAAAACAGUCCGGACCCCCUCAGCAAGCUGCAUCAACUCAUGGGACAGCACAAGGCCCACACCCUGCACGACUUCCCCCAGGGAGGAGAGGGGCGCGGCGGCCGUGGGAGGCGCCGGCGGAAGGCAGGGCUGGGGGCAAGGCUGGGGCUCGGGGUGAAGGGGGCCAGUAACAGGCUGCUGGAUCUGGGGACAGCAUUCAGAGACAGACUGAAACGCAUCGUAGACAGCAAGUACUUCAACAGAGGGAUCAUGACCUCCAUCCUCAUCAACACUCUCAGUAUGGGGAUAGAAUACCAUCAACAGCCGGUGGAGUUGACUGAUGUCCUGGAGAUCAGUAACAUCGUGUUCACCUGCAUGUUCCUCCUGGAGAUGCUGUUCAAGCUGCUGGCCUUCGGUCUCUUCGGCUAUAUCAAGAACCCCUACAACAUCUUCGACAGUAUCAUCGUCAUCAUCAGUGUCUGGGAGAUCGUUGGGCAGGCGGACGGCGGUCUGUCAGUCCUGCGUACCUUCCGUCUGCUGCGGGUCCUGAAGCUGGUCCGGUUCCUGCCCGCCCUGCGCAGACAGCUGGUGGUUCUGAUGAAGACUAUGGACAACGUAGCCACCUUCUGUACACUGCUCAUGCUCUUCAUCUUCACCUUCAGUAUCCUAGGCAUGCACCUGUUUGGGUGUAAAUUUAAUCAGCAGAUGGAGAACGGAGACACCAUCCCAGACCGCAAGAACUUUGACUCGCUACUCUGGGCCAUCGUUACUGUGUUCCAGAUCCUGACUCAGGAGGACUGGAAUGUGGUCCUGUAUAACGGUAUGGCCUCCACCUCUCCUCUCGCUGCUCUCUACUUUGUGGCUCUGAUGACGUUUGGGAACUACGUCCUCUUCAACCUGCUGGUGGCCAUCUUGGUGGAGGGCUUCCAGGCUGAGGGUGAUGCCAACCGGGCGGACUCUGACGAUGACAAGAGGUCUGAUGACGAUGGGGAGGAGGAGAAGAAGGAGAAGGUUGAAGAGCUGAAAGACACAGAGCUGCAGAUGUAUUCUCUGAUGAUGACGGCCAACGGUCACGCUGACCGCAACACUCUGGCCCCUCCAAUAACCAUCACGCGCACGGCGGCGACACCCGUGCCGACGCCCAAGAGCUCAUUGGGCCCCGAGUCCGUUCUGGGGGAGGGGCUGGUAUAUGGAGAUGUGUGUUCAGACUUCGGGGAUUCUCGUCGGGGCAGCGCUGCUGCUUCCAUAGACCCCUACGACCAGCGCUCUCUGUCCAGCCCCGGCCAGCACUCGCCCCUCCCUCCCAGAGGUCAGGGUUCGGUCAGUGGGUGGGGCAGCAGGAGGUCAAGUUGGAACAGCCUCAACCGCGCCCCCAGCCUCAAACGCAGCAAAACCAGCGGAGAGAGGGAGAGUCUGCUCUCAGGGGAGGGAGGAGGGGAGGAGGAAGAGGGGGCCUUAGAGCUGCUGCAGGUGUCCUCUCUGGGCCCGUCUGUAACAGGGGAGUACGGGGACUGUAACGGGAGGAGUCUUCAUCACAUGACCUAUGACCCCAACAAGGACCUUUCACCUGACGAUGACAUGGAGGAGGACAACCUGUGGUUCCGGGUCAGGAGAACGCUGCAGAGCCACAAGCCACGCUGGUGUAGAGAACAUGAAGACUGGAACCUCUACCUGUUCUCCCCUCAGAACUCGUUCCGUGUGUGGGCUAAGGGGAUGAUCUCUCAUAAGAUGUUUGAUCACGUGGUCCUCCUCUUCAUCUUCCUCAACUGCAUCACCACUCUGGAGAGACCCGGCAUUCUGCCUCACAGCACCGAGAGAGUGUUUCUGAGUAUUGUAGCGUUGGGGUUCUGCUGGGGUAAACAGAGCUACCUGAAGAGCAGCUGGAAUGUUCUGGAUGGGAUCCUGGUGUUUGUCUCUCUGGUGGACAUCCUGGUUUCUCUGGCCUUGACUGGAGGGAACCGCAUCCUGGGAAUCCUCAGAGUACUACGACUGCUACGCACACUACGACCUCUCAGGGUGAUCAGUCGAGCCCCAGGGCUGAAGCUGGUCGUGGAGACUCUGAUCACGUCUCUGAGACCCAUCGGGAACAUCGUCCUCAUCUGCUGCGCUUUCUUCACUGUGUUUGGAAUACUGGGAGUACAGCUGUUCAAGGGUAAAUUCUACCUCUGUGAAGGCCCGGACACCAGAAACAUCAGCACCAAGACAGACUGUCUGCUGGCCAACUACCGCUGGACACGCAGGAAAUACAACUUUGACAACCUGGGACAGGCUCUGAUGUCUCUGUUCGUGCUGUCCUGUAAGGAUGGAUGGGUCAACAUCAUGUAUGAUGGCCUGGAUGCAGUGGGAGUAGACCAGCAGCCGGUGAGGAACCACAACCCGUGGAUGCUCCUCUACUUCAUCUCCUUCCUCCUCAUCGUCAGUUUCUUCGUCCUCAACAUGUUCGUGGGCGUGGUGGUGGAGAACUUCCACAAGUGUCGUCAGGACCAGGAAGAGGAAGAGCAGCGGCUACGGGAAGAGAAGAGGCUCAAAAUCCUGGAGAAAAAGCGCAGGAGUAAGGAGAAGGAUGGUGCCGAGGCCCAACAGAGACCCUACUAUGCAGACUACUCCCGGUGGUCACCAUCCACACCACAUCACAGCCACUACCUCACCUCUUCAUCACCGUCAUCAUCGGUCAACUAUAGCAACCACAUUACAACCAACCACAGGUAA
Messenger RNA from Oncorhynchus keta (chum salmon), 3516 nucleotides. Its product is annotated as voltage-dependent T-type calcium channel subunit alpha-1I-like. Lineage: Eukaryota; Metazoa; Chordata; Actinopteri; Salmoniformes; Salmonidae. Gene Ontology annotation, biological process: neuronal action potential; positive regulation of calcium ion-dependent exocytosis; sodium ion transmembrane transport. Gene Ontology annotation, molecular function: voltage-gated sodium channel activity; low voltage-gated calcium channel activity. Gene Ontology annotation, cellular component: voltage-gated sodium channel complex; voltage-gated calcium channel complex; neuron projection. The record is from RefSeq and is a predicted model, not a curated record.